AAAGAUGGGUGUUCGCCACAGAUCUGGUUGGUACAAAAACCGCACGAAUCGCAGACAGCUGGAGAAGGUUUUACGAAUAUGCUCUUCAUGCCGCAAAAGUCGGUGAACCAUUGGUGGGCGCUCUUCGCCAUCAUCAUUUACCCCAUACAAUCAGAUUUAGACCGUUUCAAGCUAUAUUUAUGGUCGCGGAAAAGCAGUGGGCCCGGUGUUGAACUAUGGCUUGUGGCUAUCUACCAGUACGUUCGCGUUCAUCGUAUCGGACGCCGGCGAUCACCACGCGACGUUAGGCUUAGAUAUGUGUGGUUGAGUUUGAUGUGAUUCGAAGAUUAAUUAUUAUUGUUGGCGGCAGCGGACCGCAUUGUCGCACCGAAAAUUUCCCCUCCGCGUAGUGAAAUCCGAACGCAAUUGACCAACCAUUAUUGCAAUUUUUAAAACUGUGUCACGGUGUCACACUCGGUUUUCGUUUGUCGAGGGGCGGCGCCGCGCCGAGGCGACAUAAUGAAGCAAAUGCCGAAGAUUGCCAGCACCGUUUAUAUCGACGAAGCCUAAAUGACAACAGAAGAUCUCACAAGUGUUCGUUAUGGUCCUGUUCCAAACUUACCAUUAGCUGAAGAGCUGAUAAAAGCCAAUGGAGGACUCACCAUAUCUUCGUACUUCAUCGUUGCAAGUGCACGGUGUGGAAGAUGGAGACGUACCGCGGGAAGAGGAAAUGGCACAGCCGGAGAGGAGCUUCGCUGAAUCGAACAGAUUCUCGACGGAUUCAGCAUCGACGUACGAAAUAGUUGAUUGCCACUCGCCCGAGUCCAACGACGAAAUGUGGAGCAACGUGGUGAAGAUUACCCGAGCCACUAGUGCUACCGUCGCGGGGAUGGUAGACGGAGUCGAAGGGGGUCAGGAGGUGGACGAAGAUAGAGACCGCGACGAAGAGGAAGAUGAAGAGUAUGAAAUACAGGAUGCCGAGGAGGAUUUGGCCCAGCAACGACGAAAGUUUGAACUGGCUAGGUCGUCAACCAAGGAGGAAAAACAGCGACAGAAUGAAGAGAUUUUGAUUAUGAAAUCCAACUCGGUUUCAUCGGAAAACAAUUCGUGGGAAACGUUUUCUCCAUCGAAACCUGUGACUGGAGAAUCUUUUGAGACUACGGAUGCUGUUGAGGUUCCUUCCUUGGUGCAAAAGCCUGGGACAUCGAAAGCUUGCUUCAUCGAUGCUUCGUCUCUUUAUGACGAGGACGAAGUUCCUUUUCCGUCGUUUGUGGACAGCAGUUUGCAGAGACAGCAACAAGAGAAGGGUCCAAUUUCCCUGUCGGCUAUCCUGAGCGAUGAUGAGAAAUUGAAGAAUUCCAAUGGUCCGGCCCACAUCGAUGUCAAAGACCAGUACUCUUCUCUCCCGGAUAAUGAUUUUCUUGCCAAUAAAUUGCACAUCAAAGAACGUGAAACCACGGAGUGUACUGAAGAAGCUAUGGCCCGACAGGAAUCGGAAAGAAAGCAGGGAACAUUUCUGUUCCAAAACUCAAUUCAGCAAUAUUCCGGACAUUCUUUGGAACCCAAUCUACAGUUUCCUGAUGAAAAUUAUAGUGACAUGUCGCUGCCUAGCGUCUAUUCAUCCAGUAGUGAACCGAAUUAUGAGUAUAGUUCACUUGCCUUGGACAACAGUUCCCGGUUCAUGAACACCGGCGGGAUUAACACUAGUGGAUACAACUCCGGCUCAGCAGACUAUUCAUCAAGGUUAAAUCAUUCCACGGACCAGGAAAAUCCACACUAUCCUGACACACCGUUCAAUUCGAUUGUUCAUGUGAAUUCCGCGGUCAACAUUCCUUCGACGACGACUCAUCGUCUGCUGGAAGACAGUCGGGAAAGUUCAGUUGACAGGGAAUCCCAUUCGACGCCGAUCAAAAUACCCAAACGAGUCCAAAAACAUGACGAAUCUGCUCCGAUAGUUUCCGGUGGAGCUUCCAUCGAAGACUUCACGCCGAAGUUGUGCGAGAGUCCCUCGAUCCGACGACGGACCGACACGUGUCCCAUCGUAUCUGGCGGUAUGAGCUUCGAAGACAACUAUAAACCGGAGGAACGUGUCCGGAAACUGAGCAGUUCCGCUAAAUCAUGGGUGGUCGAUUUGAAAAACUGCCCGGAUGACGAGAAGUCGGCGGCCAUUUCAUCUAUAGAGCACAACCGCAGCGGCUUGGGUUUUUACGUUGAUUUUGGAAGCAUAAAGACCCCGGAAGAAGAGAAAUCGAUUGUGGCCUACAACAAGCCACAGAACAAGGCGCAUCAUGACUUGAUGAAGAAAUCGACGGGUUUCUACAUAGACCUCUCGGACGGAGACAGUUCCAGAAGCAACACUCCGAAGCUAACCAAACCGGGAACACCGCCGGUGAAGUCCGGAUCUAGUUCACGGGCAGAAUCGGUCGAAAAGGAUGCCAAGAAGAACAUAUUUUCGAUGUUCAUAGAUAUUGGUAAUGAAGCGGCACCGAAGCCAUUCUCAGCUCCUCGUCGGUUCUCAGCUGCUUCCGCCGUGGCGCCAGCUAAGGAAGAACAUUCUGUUGGGCAAGUACCGGUUAGACCAGCAGAUUUAGGCACCGAUGAAAAGAAAAACUGUUAUAUGUUUAUUGAGUCUGAAUCGGCUCCGAUAGUACGGCGAAGCAAUCCUCCGAUUGUGGCAAAACAUGAAUCCAAGCGUCAUUCUUGGAACCCUACCACUACCGAAGGAACAUUCCACGAGCGACGGAAUAUGAAUCGAGAAUAUCAACGGUCGACCAGCGUUACCAGCGACAAAGGCAUAAUGAAUAUACUGGAUAAGAUCCCACUUCUGUCGAAGACCUCUAGUAUGUCAAUCGAUUCGUCAGUUUCGCCUUUUGAAGACUUCACCUGCUCGAAAUCGGAGUUGAGUACAUAUUCCAAUCAUUCCAUAUCGUCCACCUCGGCUCAUUCCAGCAACGAGUCGAAAGUCUCGCCGAAAGAUGCCACUGGAGUUAUGGGCCCAGAAAUGACUGCCUCUGUGAAAAAGAAACGGAAAGAUGUUAAAAUCAACGAGACUUUCGAUAAAAGCAGCCAAGGCUCCGUCACGGAUGGCAUUCUAUCUUCCAAUGAUGAUACAUCCCCUGUUUCCACGACCACCGAUACGGAUGACGUAACAUUCCAGAACAACCCAGCAGAUGAACCAAACGCCCUUCUUCCCGUGGACCCCAAAAGUCCCCAGCCAGUUCAGGAAGUUAAGUUACCCCAUUCGAUUGGUAAACAGAUGGAAACCAUUGUCGAAGCCAUCGAAAGUUCUCCAAAGCACCUUCCCAACGGAAACAGCCGGAAGGCUCAGCACACGAUGGAAACCCUACAUGCGACCAUCGAAAAGCAAAAGCAACUGCUGGAAACUGUUUCGGAAAACGUCGAAUCCCAGAGUACGUCAUUCGUAAAGCUAUCGGACAUGGACAAACCUCCAAUCGCGGCUCCGGCCAAGUUCGAACUGCACUCCAACGGCAAUGCCGGCAACGGAUCAUCAUCUGCCAGUACGGGCUACAUGUCCAACUCGGCCGGUUCGAAUCGGGUGGCUCGCUUGUUCAGUGACACCACCCACAAAUACAACACUAUCGGACCUUCCCAUCAAACUCAACAACAGCACCAGCAGCAACAGAACUACUACGCCAAUGGCACCGUUUCCAUGGAACGACAUUCGUGGAACAUGUCACGAUCUACGGGGAACAACUUCAUGAACUUGGUUUCUUCGGUGGAGAAUUCAAGGAGUCUCAGCCGGUUGUUUCCCCAUCUUUCGAAAGCUUUUAGUAACAGCUUGCCAUCCGAUGUUGGUAUGAACUCUGGCAAUCGAGGACCGGAAAUCAAUGAGUUCAUCACGUCUGACUUCUCAUGUACCUCUAGUAUUACAUCUAGUCGUUCUGGAAUUGAAUCCAUCGAUGAGUCAAUCUCUAGUCGUCAGCCGCGUCGGUUGGGCGAGGAUCUGCUCAAGAUGUUCCUCCAGGAAAUUGCCACCGAUGUGACAAUCGAAGCCGAGUCGAAGAAAAUGCGUGCCCACAAGUGUAUCCUUCGCUCGCGCUGCCAGUACUUUGCUGCCAUUCUGGCCGGUGGAUGGGUGCAGAAUGCCGGAAAUGUGAUAAGCCUGCCAGGGUACUCAUACGCGGCGGUACACUUUGCACUGUGUCACAUCUAUUCCGGAGCGUCGCAUCCACCGGAGGGUAUCAGCUUGAUGGAACUGGCGGCGCUGUCCGAUCUGCUCGGGCUGGAAGGGCUCAAAGAAGUUACGGCGUAUGCGCUUCGAACCAACUAUUGUCACAAUUUUCAUAAGCCUUGUUCCGGAUGUACGGAUGGCGUGUUACAAGUUCUACCGGUAACGCUAAACCAUGGUCUGGACGAUUUGUAUAGGAAAUGUUUGAAAUGGGUAUGCCGACAUUACGUUAAAAUCUGGUCCAACAAGCAGUUUUCCCAGCUUCCGGUGGACGUAGUCAAUCGCUGCAGGCAGCAAAUCGUUGCUCACUUGACAUCCGAAACUGUACUAAAUGCAAUUCUCGACAGUGAACAACUUCUAACCGUACUCCACCCGUACAAGUGGUCCGUAGAAGUAGAGAACGUGGUUCGGGAUAUCUUGGAUGCUUCCUACGAUUACAUACAAGACCAUUUUGCUUCUCUGCUGGCAAGUGAUAGUUUCCUCUCGCUUGGUCAAAACUACAGCUGGGCUAUUUCUCAUGUGGAACCCAUACUGCUGCGAGCGGCAACAAGCCUAAGUCCCGAUCAAGCCUGCAAGAGCUAUCCUCGUGCCACAAGACUGCAUAAACUGCUGCAAGCCAAAGUACUUACAAUGACAACGACUCCGUCAUCAAAUGACAGCAAUGUGAACAUUCUGAAUGUGUAUGAGAAGAAAAAACUGGACAUCGAUUACACCCGGGAGGAGGAAGAGAUGGAUUGGUGUGACGAGUUCGUUGGGAUGGUGAAUGCGAUUCUCUCGGCAGUUGAGCAGUGUUUGAUCAGACAAUGUGCCCGAGCAAUGCGAGUCAAUUCAUGGCAACGAAUGGACAUCGAAUUGAGGAACAAAAUACAGAAACUGGCGUGUCUGAUGGAACCAACUGAGGAUCACCGCAAAUCCCGCUCGAGGUACUCGUAUUCCUCCCAGACAAGCUCGUCCUCGUCAAUUCACUCCCGAACAAACGAUCUGCGGCAAGUCCGGUUGGCUAUACAGGCGCACACCAAGCGAUCAUACGAAAAUCAGAAUCUCAAUGUCAACAACAAAACCACGACCCAGCACACGCAGACAGUUGUUCUUCACAACGAUCUGAACAAUGUUAUUAACACUCACAGAUCAACGAGGACUCAUGAUCUCAACGAGCGUAACAACAUUCGUACUGAUCAUCAAAUCAAUGAAAAUGGCAAACUAUCCAAGACAGCUUCCAAAAGCAAUGUUCCUUCCGAGCAACCUAAACUAUCCAAGGCACCGAUCAAGGUAGGACUCCUCAGCAAAAAUAACCUCUCCAAUCACAAACGUUCGCAGUCAGAGGACAUGAGCGCAAAAGUCGUCGCCAAGCCGUCGGAACCGUUGAACAAUCUGAAGAACAAACUGAGCAACGUCAAGCCCCGCUAUUUGGAACCGAAAAAGCCCAAAAAUACGAGCAAUCUGCAGGUUCAGAAUCUCUCGUCGAGUGGCAGUUCUACGCGCACCUCUAGUCCGGCCACAGGGCGUAAAAAGGGACCGUUAGGCAAUAUCACCAAACACGGCCACGACUCAAACAUCUCUCUAGACAGCCUCUCUUCCCCUGCAAAGAAUGCUAAAAAUUUCAAAGCUCGUCCACCCAUCAACGAAAUGGACGUUUCCAUCGAUUCUCUGGCCGAAUCGUUGAAAUCGAACUCUCUCAAAACGAACAGUACGCUGUCGCACGAAUCUCUCAUCUAUCAAGAGUACUUCAAAACCAAGGAAACGAAUCUCGAGAAGCCUCAACAAGCAUACUCAAAAUCCAAUCCGAUGAUAUUCAAAGAUAGAACAAACGGCCCAAAAUCAAUGGACUCACUGGCGACCAACAAAAGUGCAUCACAAAUGAAAAACAAUCUCAAGCCAAGUGGUCCCAGCAGCUCCAGAUUGGGGCCGAGCAAAGUAGCUCCUUCGGGAAUCAAUCGCACGGCUUCUUCCGCAAGUGUUAGUUCUACUUCCAGUUCUUCGUUUGUGAAGAAGAGUUUCCUUUCGCAGCGCUCGCGGGAAAUCCUCGCCCGUCGAUCGAACGACACCAAAUCCAACUCGACAAACUCCAGCAACAAAUCUGCUGCUUCGUCGCCCAGCCUACUCUCCCGGGACAAAUCGGCGGCCAGCGAUAUCACAAAGUCCGGCUCUACCGCUUCGAUUUCCGGUGCGCGUAAGGUGUUCAACACUACGCUUCAUCUCCGGAAGACGGCCAAAUUGAAAUCGGAUUCGAUUCCGACCGCCAAGCAGGCCAGCGAAUCGAAACCGCACCUUAAAAAUAGCUACAUUCCGGUCGCUGGUGGUCCCCAGUCGAGAAAAUCGUCAUCGGCGGUAAAUCGUUCCAACAGCAACAGCAGCACCGGUGCAGGUGCCAGGGGACCCCAUAAGGCCACCGUGAUGAUUCCAGCGGCCCCAGCACCAGCUUCGCUUCCAAUUGUUGUCGGGGGAAACCAUUUGCACGGCGAUGCCUACACAUCGUCCUCAUCCGACUCGAGUAACAGCAGUGCGGAGAAUAAACUACUGAGGGUGGAAUCGAAACUGGAACGAUCCAAUACGUUCUGUAUGGAGGCCUCCGAUAAUCCGGUGGUACUACAGAUAGUGGAGUGAAAAGUUGGGCGUUCAUAGUAGUAAACGUGAUUAUUUGGCACCGUGUGAUAAGAAGAUUGUGAAACUACAUUGGGGCUACAAGUUUGUGAACUCUUCAUAUACUCUUCGUAGGGUAAGUACGGUGCAUUGAACUACCGAACAAACAAAAAAUAGAUGCAAAGCUGAUCAACAUCAUUAAUACAAAUAUAUUUAUCGAUCACAAGUAAACUAUUAUGUAAUCAAUCAAAAGUGAGAAAAGUGAUAAAGAAGAUCGUAUAACUUGGACUGGACAAUUGAUGAAAAAAAAAACAAUGAAAAAAGCAAAUACCUUUAGAGAUCAAGUAGAGUAUCAUUGUUUAGUCAAAACUGACAUGUGCUUCAUCACACCUUAUCUAGUCAUUUAUUUAUAUCGGAAUAUGUUUUGUGUUCUUCUGUGUAAGAGACGAUCGGCAGCAAUUGUUUUAUUUUUGCUAUCGCUAAUGAUAGAGAAGAAAAUGCCGACGCGACUGUGAUUGAGGUUAUAUUUGGGCAGUAUUUUUGAGAGGCAUUCAAAUGGUGAUGUAGUCGAAAUUGUUUAUUCGAUAAAGUGGACCUGAACCGAACAUAACUAUCUCUCGAGUGUGUAUCUAAAGUUGCUUCACGUAGGGCAGAUUCCACACAGUAGCACUACAUGCAGAACCGCAAAUGCUUCUCAAAUAGUACUUAAAUCGGCAAUAAUAUUGUAAAGAGGAACAAUUCUCUCAAACUUAUCUAGCUUUUAGUUCGGAUAUUCGUAUACUUACUGUAGUAGUUCAUUAGCUAUUUAUACACCAGUACUGACACUGCUUUAUAAACGAGAUGAAACGAACAAAUCCAAUCGCUUGUAAAUGAAACCACCUCCUAACGAGAGAUAAUUUUUUGCUAUUACCCACUACUAUUAUUAAUGGAAAUAAUAAUAACGUUUUGCAUUAUAAAUGAAAUGCUUACGAGAUGUGUUGAGAAAUGGUAGAUUUUAUUCGUGUGUUGGAAGUCAUAUUGCCGUGUUGAAUUCAAUUACCUAAAUUGGCGUAUAAUUUUGGAAAAAGGUAAUGUAUAAAUCAUAAGAAAAGUAAACAAAUGUCGAUAUAAGUUUGCCAUUGUUUCACUGAUUCUUUAAGUAUCUUUCAAAAUUACUUGACAAUGCGCUUUUACACUAUCAUCUUUUCGAAAAGCCUUCGGAUUCAAAGACAAUUUUUCGUUGUUCGUAAACAUCUUUUCAAAUAUUCGGGCAUCUAUAACUCAAAGGAAUAAUAAGAAGGUUGGUAUAUUAACAAUUUCCUCAAUUUAGGACACCGUGGAAGAUAUUGUAUACCACUUGUCCGUCCCGUACUCGUCCUUUCUACAAUAUUGUCCGGAGUGAUGUCUUUACCGCAUAUUUCCUACAUACUCGAUAUUUGCUCUAUAAAACGUGUACAUUUCAAGAGAAUUUUCUCCGUGGUCACAGUUGUUCGCAGUUUGUGCACUCGGAACAUGCUGGAGAAACUGCAUGCUCGAAUCUUUGCAAAUACCACCUGAACCAGCGCGAUAGAAAUUAAGUCAGGUGAAAAUUCACCUCGGAGCUCCUGAGGUACCCUCGCGGUGAUUUUGGAUCUCGUUACUCCUUCUUUGUUGUAGUAGAGAAACACUCUAUUCCAGAUAUAUAGCCCUCUAGGAUCCGGCAAAGACAUUCCGGAACUCCUGGCGCUCUCGAUGGCGGUCCAGGGUAUCCUGGCUUUGGUCGGUUUGGCCAUUGUCACGUUACGUGGUCCGGGUGGUUUUCCCGCCUUUGUUAAUAGGACCAGGCUCUGCCGCCUCCAAAUCUCUGGGAAGACUUCUUUUCCAAACAUUUAUGCAUAGCAGAGCUGUAUAUUCGGGAGCCCAUGCAAUAGCUACUUCUAAGGUCAUAUUCCGAACCUGGUCCUUACCUACGCUAAAAGAUUUUGCAAUCCACGCAAGUUCCUCAUCUGUGACCCUCACCUUAUCGCCAGCCUCAGUCCUCACUCCUCAGCGGAUCAUGACAGCGAAGCUAUUACACCUCUUGUUUUGACCAUCACGACCCUGUAGGCGUAAUCCCACGAUUCCAAUUGGCACUCUGAUGACACCCUCAAAGCAGGCCUCUUUGUUUGCCUUUAGCUCGGCCUUGAGCGCGACUUUUGUGGCGUCGCAACCGGGCUGCUCUUGAAAUACUGGAACUGUUCAAAUGUUGCCUUCACAUACGCUUUUCGAUCAAUGGAAACAUGAUGCGCAUCGUGAUACAUUCCCAAAACGUGCUUGGUUCCAUCGACGUAGAUUGCCAAGAACAUAACCGGCGAUCGUAUAAUACCUAGAGGGGACGCACUCGGUUGAAACCAGUCUAUGCUUCCCUUUGAUCCUACACAAUCUGUAGUGGCUCUGGUUCUAUUCUUCGAAGAAGGAUGGUUGCUCCAUAUAUAUCUCCUCCGAAAGUUCCCCUUGAAGGAAGGCUGUGACCGCAUCAAUUUGAUCGAUGUCGAUUCAUCAGCAGAAUAUUCUUUCCUGCCGGGAGAUUUGUCAGGGACCCGAUUCCAUUUAUAUUAUGCUUUCGAUGUUAUUUAUUUGGAAACCAGCGUGUGUCAAGUAUGGAAAAAGAAAAUGAUCUAAAUAAAGUUCAAACUCAUGGUUUUAAUGCAAUAUUAUCCUAAAGGUGUGAAUAAAACAUCACGACCAAUUUCUACGUAUACUGUACAUGUGUGUUUUUUGCAUAGGUUUUCCAUUAUACGACGACACUGUUUGAUGUUUAUGUUUAGUUCUCUUCUCACUUACGUUAAUUUGUAAUUUAAUUACACCGUGUUUAUGUUGAGCUUGUUCUCUUCUACAGUGUUCUUGAGUUAUGUUUGUGCGCACUAUGCAACUCUCUCAGAGAUUUUUUUCAUCGAACGCUUAUUAUUUAAGAUUAUUAAAAAACGACAGCACAUUCCCUCCAAAUAUACACACAUAUUUCUAGUUCUGCUGUAGUUUUUCGUUAUAUUUACAAGCGAUACUUAGUUUACUUUUAUUUAUACGAACAUAAAUCGCAAUAAAAAUGUACUUUUACAAACAAAGCUCUAUAAAUUCAACAAUUCCAAUCGUAAGCAGCUCAAACUAUACAGCAACUAAUAUAGACACAUUUAGAAACUCGGCAGCACUAUAAAACACUAACCAAUAGACAGCUGUUUAAUUUGUUCUUGAAAUAGAACUCUAGUCAUUUGUACAAAUAACAAAAAAAGCAACAUGUAUGUAAAACUACUACAGAGAAACGAUAGGAAUCGAUUUGAUACUGAAUCGCUGGAUGAACAAAAAAGUUGAAUUUAUGAGUAAUCACAAACCGCCGAACAUAGUUUCUUUACUUCUCUUUCGAUGUAAUUUCGAUCGUAAUCAUCGUCCGAUCAAUAGUCGUUUAAGACCCCCUCCCCCCUAGGUAACAGAUUCAAAAUGUGAUUUAUACUUUCAUGAGAACAAAAAAAAGUCUCUUGAUCUGUUUAUUUUGUGAUACGUUUGAAUUUACUUUCCGUUCUACCGCGAUCGUUGAAUAUUCUCUAUUUAUAUCUGUAUGUUCUAUUAAAUAUGAUUGAUUGUAAGCUUGAAAUUUGCCGAAGGACAAUGUAAGCAUGUCAACGUUCGUGUAACCCUGGUCUAUGUAACAGCCAGAACCAAAAUGAUCUAAUAAAUAAGAAUUUAUGAUAAUUGAA
Molecule: messenger RNA, 10434 nt
Organism: Aedes albopictus (Asian tiger mosquito)
Lineage: Eukaryota; Metazoa; Arthropoda; Insecta; Diptera; Culicidae
Exons: 8
Coding region: 629-6772 (2047 amino acids)
Molecular function (GO): protein binding
Source: RefSeq, a predicted model, not a curated record